AUGGCUUAUCUUUUAUCCCAUGUGGCGGACGAUCCAAAUACAUUUCAGGUUGUUGCUCAUAGUUCACUUUUGAACAAUGGAGGACAUGGAGAAAAAGUGCAAACAUUUGACUUAGAUCAACCACUUAAAAUUACAAGUGGUGGCCUAUUUUUAGCUCUUGGUUUUAAAUCGCAUUCUUUAAGUCCGAUUAGUGCCAGAAACCGAAAUGAAUAUUCGACCAGCAUAACUCAUGUCGAGAAUAGUGUAGAGUCAAAAAAUGGUCGGAACAUACCCGUUGUAUUUGCUAACUAUCCAAAUAGAGGAGCAGCAUUUAGUUUCACGAUCGACGAAUUGGAUAAAAUUUCAAAAAGUCAAUCGGGGGAUCUCGAAAUGGUAUCAAUACAAAAAGAUACAGAUCCAAUUGUUGAUUCUGAAGCAGUCAAGCACAAACCGAGAUUUUUAUCAUUAUUCAAAUUCAAAAGCUCGAAUAAAAUAGAAAAAGAACAAGAUAAAGCUUGCAAAUUACAAAGGACAUUUAAUGAUCAUGACAAUAUGCUGCUUGAGAAUAGUAUUGCCGAAGACUACUGGAGAUCGGUGAUUAAUAAAAUCAAGGAACAAGAGUCAGCAUCAACUGAUGAACGUAACAAUUCGCUUGUCACUUCCUUGCCCAAUUGGCACGCAAACUAUUCGAUGCAUGAGAAGUCGACUGCAACAAAUUCAAAUGAACAGGAUUUUGUUACAGACGAUAAUUAA
Messenger RNA from Rotaria sordida, 732 nucleotides. The record is from the annotation of a GenBank genome assembly. NCBI's taxonomy places the organism in Eukaryota, Metazoa, Rotifera, Eurotatoria, Philodinida, Philodinidae.